AAACACUCAUCAUCUCGUCAAUAUUGUUCCUUCUUCUUCACACCAUCCUCCCUAUAUAUGCCCACAACAUACUCUUCUCUCCUUCUACUCAUCAUCCACGACACCACAUUUGAUUAUAAUUAGUAAGCCAUUCCCGGCAUUUCCCGUAAUUUGCAGAAUGUCUGCAGCAACGGCAACGUUUUCCUCAGCAUCGAAGGAUGAGCAGAAUGUUAAUACCCCGAGAAGGUUAUCUGAAUUAGAGGAAUUGGAGUUCAAGGUCAAGGAAGACAGCCGAGCUACCGUUAAAGGGUCUGUUCGACAAGAAGAAACAGAAGACGAUGGUAAAGAGGAGGGAAAGCUGAAAUCUGCCCAGGGUAAAGGAAUAUUAGAAGUUGGUUCAAAUAAAUUCUCCCUUAAGGAGCACAUUGAGAAGGAAAAGGGUGAUGAAGGUCAUAGAGGAUGGAAAAAAAUGCUUCUUGGAAGUUUGAAUAGCUCUGCUAUUAAUGGAGCAGGAAAGAAAGAAUCGGAAGUGCAGAUACUAAGCCUAGCAAUACAGUGCUCGGGCAGAUCAGAUCUCAUACUCCCCAUCCCCAUUCUUUCUUCAAAUUAUACGUCCAAGCGCACUCUCUUCGUUCUCAAGGAAGGAUGCCGUUGCCGCACCAAGUUCUCUUUCAACGUCCUCAACAACGUCGUCUCCGGUCUCCGUUACACCUAUGCCGUUUGGAAAACCGGCGUCAGAGUGGGGAAUACGAAGAUAAUGGUGGGAACAUUUAGUCCAAGGAAGGAGCCUUAUUCGUAUGAAUUGGAGGAAGAGACCAUCCCUACUGGAAUAUUUGCUAGGGGCUCCUACUUUGUCCGAACAAAGUUCGUAGAUGAUGACGGGAAAUGCCACUUGGAGUUCAGUUACUACUUCGAGAUUCGGAAGAACUGGCAGUGACGUUGUUUCCGUGUAGUUUAACGUACUCUUAUCAGAAAUGGAUUUGAAUGUCACAAUGUGAUGCAAUUCGAAAUCAAGUACAUGUGAUUUCCCCCUAAGUACGUAUAUAUAUAUAUAUAAAUAUAUAUUGGUGAUAAUGCCUUUUUCUCAAAAUAGAGAAAAGGAUCAUAAUAAAUUGAAAAAACAGGGAAACCACAUGACAGAGAUCAGUGGCAACGGGUGGAUGUGUAACUUUAAUUUAGCAAGUCAUUUUUUUUUUCACCUUCCAAUUUUAAAUUUCAAUAAAAUUAUCCGAAACCUUCAUGAUUUGGUCUCA
Punica granatum (pomegranate) is the source of this 1232-nucleotide messenger RNA. The record is from RefSeq and is a predicted model, not a curated record. Lineage: Eukaryota; Viridiplantae; Streptophyta; Magnoliopsida; Myrtales; Lythraceae.